Galeopterus variegatus (Sunda flying lemur) is the source of this 1167-nucleotide messenger RNA. RefSeq names its product prostaglandin reductase 1 (gene PTGR1). Gene Ontology annotation, molecular function: 2-alkenal reductase [NAD(P)H] activity; 15-oxoprostaglandin 13-reductase [NAD(P)+] activity. NCBI's taxonomy places the organism in Eukaryota, Metazoa, Chordata, Mammalia, Dermoptera, Cynocephalidae. The transcript has 10 exons. The coding region runs from base 23 to 1015 and encodes 330 amino acids. The record is from RefSeq and is a predicted model, not a curated record. Gene Ontology annotation, cellular component: cytoplasm. Gene Ontology annotation, biological process: prostaglandin metabolic process.
CCCGCAAUAAACCCAGCCCCGGAUGCAUGCGCGGCACACUGGUCGCUGCCGUCGCUGGCCGUGGGACCUCGGCCGCCUGUGCUUCAGGAUGGUUCGUGCUAAGAGCUGGACCCUAAAGAAGCUCUUUGUAGGCAAUCCUACUAGUAGUAACUUUGAGUUGAAGACAACUGAGCUCCCACCUUUAAAAAAUGGAGAGGUCCUGCUUGAAGCUUUGUUCCUCACGGUGGAUCCUUAUAUGAGAGUGGCGGCCAAAAGAUUGAAGGAGGGUGAUAUGAUGAUGGGGCAGCAAGUGGCCAGAGUUGUGGAAAGUAAAAACUCAGCCUUUCCGACAGGAAGUAUUGUACUGGCUUUUCAAGGCUGGACAACGCACUCCAUUUCUGAUGGGAAAGAACUGGAAAAGCUGCCUGCAGAGUGGCCAGAUACGUUACCACUGUCUUUGGCUCUGGGGACAGUUGGGAUGCCAGGUAAUGCAGCAGCAGGAGCAGUGGGCUCUGUCGUGGGGCAGAUAGCUAAGCUCAAGGGCUGCAAAGUUGUUGGAGCAGCAGGAUCUGAUGAAAAGGUUGCCUACCUUAAAAAGAUUGGAUUUGAUGUUGCCUUUAACUACAAGACAGUAGCGUCUUUGGAAGAAACUUUGAAAAAAGCCUCUCCUGAUGGUUAUGAUUGUUAUUUUGAUAAUGUAGGUGGAGAGUUUUCAAAUACUGUUAUCCUCCAGAUGAAGAAAUUUGGAAGAAUUGCUAUAUGCGGGGCCAUCUCUGUAUAUAAUCAUACUGGUCCACUUCCCCCAGGUCCAUCCCCAGAGCAUAUUAUCUAUCAGGCACUUCGCCUAGAAGGGUUCCUGUAUAGCAACUGGCAAGCAGAUGCCCGCCAGAAGGCUCUAAAGGACUUGCUGCAAUGGGUCUUGGAGCGUAAAAUCCAGUACCAUGAACACAUCACUGAAGGAUUUGAAAACAUGCCAGCUGCAUUUAUGGGGAUGCUGAAAGGAGAGAAUUUGGGAAAAGCCAUACUAAAAGUAUAAAAAAAAAAGACCCGGAAUCUGGAGAUCAUUUAGAUGUUUACUUAACUUGUUUAUUACCAUUUAGUAAAAGUGCAUACUGUCUUUAAUCAUCUAAGAAAUAGUAACUGUAAUGAGUUUGACCUGCCUAAUAAAAUACAUUUAAGUGUUAUUAA